Micromonas commoda is the source of this 2757-nucleotide messenger RNA. RefSeq names its product pre-mrna 3'-end processing protein. Gene Ontology annotation, biological process: mRNA 3'-end processing. Gene Ontology annotation, molecular function: protein binding; mRNA binding. Gene Ontology annotation, cellular component: nucleus. The record is from RefSeq and is a predicted model, not a curated record. Bases 1 to 2757 code for a protein of 918 amino acids. NCBI's taxonomy places the organism in Eukaryota, Viridiplantae, Chlorophyta, Mamiellophyceae, Mamiellales, Mamiellaceae. The transcript has a single exon.
AUGGUGGAGCCUCUCAUCGAGCACAGGCUGCUGAAACGCCUGCGCGUGGCCGAGCUCAAGGAGCUGCUGGAGCAGCGCGGGCUGAGCACCGAGGGUAUCAAGGAUGAGCUCGUGGCGCGAUUGGAAGAGGCGCGGAGCGCGGAAGAGGGCGGCGGUGCCGAGCCCGCUGUCGGAACCCCCGCCGCCGAGGGCGAAGACGCCCCCGCCGUGGAGGCGCCCGUCGAUGAGGGCGCUCCCGCGGACGCCGCUCCCGCCCAGGUGGAGGAGGUGCUCGAAGCUUCGCCGACGAUCGAUCCCGCGCCGACGAACGAUUCCGAGGUUUUCGAACCCGGGGAUCCCGCCGGGGCUGAAGGGGGGGAACCGGGGCCCGCCCAAGAGAUCAUGCCGGACGCCGCGGAUGUUGAUGCUGUCGCCUCUGAGCCCGUCUCGCUUCCCUCGGCGGCGCCCCUCCCGCCCGUCAGCUCCGCCAAGCUGGAUCGCGCGCGCGCUAGAAUUCAAGCCAACCGCCACGAUCUGGACGCGUGGGAGGUGAUCUUCACCGACGCCCAGACGCGCGGGGUUCCCGAGGGUAGAUCGCUGUUCGAGGAGGUCCUCGCCGCGCACCCGACCGCGAGCAGGGUGUGGAGGGCCUACGCCGAGGCCGAGAUCGCGGGCGACACCGGGGGAAACAGGGACGACGAGGCGGUUAAGGCCAUCUUCAGUCGGUGCCUCCUCUCGUGCCCGUCCGCGAUCCUGUGGCGCAGCUACACCAAGUACAUGGAGAAGACCAACGACGCGGCCACCGAGGAGGGCGUCCAGGCCAUCAAGGCCGCCUUCGAGUACACCGUGGACACCGUUGGCGAGGACGUCGAGAGCGGUCCCCUGUGGCUCGACUACGUCACCUUUCUCAAGGCGGCGGACCCCGCGCACGUGUGCCCAGACGCCAAGGCGGAGCAGGCGGAGUCCGCGCGCAUGCAGGAGGUGAGACGCGCGUACCAGCGCGCGAUAUCCGUCCCAACGAAUUCCAUAGACGCGCUUUACCGCGAGUACGACGCCUUCGAGCACGGGAUCAGCGCGGCGCUCGCCAAGCCGCUCCUCGCCGAGGUCAAGCCCCAGGUUGACGUGGCGAGGGCGGCGCUGAAGGAGCGCAAAAAGCUCCACGACCAGCUCGUCGUCGGCGGACUGGCGGGGCCGCCCGGCACGUCCAAGGAUGAUAAGAGCCCGGACGCCCAGGCCAAGGCGUGGCGCGCCAUGAUCGCGUGGGAGAGGUCCAACCCGCAGAAACUAGCGCCAAACACAGAGGCUGGCGAGAUGGCGCAUCCGCAGCUGGUGGCGAGGGUGGCGCUCGCCUACGACCAGGCACUCAUGUCCCUGUGGAAUUUCCCAGACAUCUGGCUUGAGUUUGCCGCGUGGCAAGAGAUCAUCGACCACGAGGAGGCGAAGGCUGUGCUGCAGCGGGCGAGGGACGCGCUGCCGGAUUGCCUGCUGGUGCACCUCGCCGCCGCCGACCUCGUCGAGGCUCGGGGCGACGCGGCGGCGGCGGCGGCGGUUUACGAUGCCGUGCUCGGCGAGUACGAAAAUAAGUGCGCGGCUGACGCGGCUGCUGCGAAUACGGACGGCGCGGAAGACUUCAAAUACGCGCAUCCGCCCAUGGACGACGCGACGCUGCUCGUAUCCAUCGAGUACAUGCGAUGCGUGCGGAGGAUGCAGGGCCGGGAUGAGGCAAGAAAGGCUUUCAUGCGCGUGCGCAAGGCGCCGGGAAAGCGCUGGGAGACCUUCGUCGCCGCGGCGCUGCUGGAGUGGCGCUACGAUAAGAACGACAAGGUGGCCAGGAACGUCUUCGAGCUCGGCCUCAAGUCGUUCAUCUCCCAGCCGGCGUAUGUGGCGCAGUAUGCCGAUUUUCUCGUCGGUUGCAACGACGUGGCCAACGCGAGGGUUCUCUUCGAACGCGCGACGGCGGCGGCGGGGGAGGCGUCCGCGGUCGCCGCGGGACUGGGCGGAACGGAUAAGGAGGGUAAAUCCGCGGCGGAGAAGGAGUUCUGGGACAUGUUCGUCGCCUUUGAGCACGCGCACGGGACCAUGGAGACCAUGACGGGGGUUGAGCGACGCCGGCGGGAGGCGGUGCGCGGCCCGGACGCCGUCGACGGCGCGCCGGAGCUAAUCACCGCGCUCCUGGGCCGACACUCGAUCUUCAACCUCAAACCCGCGUCCGAGGAACACAUGCGCCACUUCGCCCGCAUCGGAGUCGACCUGGCGAAACCCGGCUCAAACCCGGGGGCGGCUCGAGCGGGGGGAGUACCGACUCCUCCGCCGCCGCCCCGUCUGCCCCCGCCGCCGCCCUCGGGCAGGUCCAAGGGGGUGAAAUCGUCCGGGGGGGCGCCCAGCAUGACGCCACUCCCUCCGCCCGAUCCAAUGGUCACCGGUGUGGUGAACCCCCGGUUCGCCCACCUCCCCCGGGAGCUCGGGUCGUUCGCGUCGCGGCUUCCCGCGGUGAACUUGCCGUCGGUGGCGCCAUCCGCGGUGGACGCGGUGAUGGACACGCUGAUAAACUCGGACUUCACGGCGGAGGGGGGUCAGGCGAUCGUGGAUGCUUUCAACGCGAGUCUCGGCGGCGGCGGCGGCGGGAAGAAGCGCAAGGCUGCCGACGCGGGUGUUGGCGCGAAAGCACCGGCGCGGGGCGCUCCCCUCACCGCGGCUUCGCAGCGCCCGCCCGCCAUGGACGUAUUCCGAAUGCGGCAGGCGGUCCGGCCCCGGACGGACCAGGCGGAAUUCAGCUAA